Paramecium tetraurelia is the source of this 1356-nucleotide messenger RNA. RefSeq lists its product as uncharacterized. Gene Ontology annotation, cellular component: plasma membrane. Lineage: Eukaryota; Ciliophora; Oligohymenophorea; Peniculida; Parameciidae. Gene Ontology annotation, molecular function: calmodulin binding; small conductance calcium-activated potassium channel activity. Gene Ontology annotation, biological process: potassium ion transport. The record is from RefSeq and is a predicted model, not a curated record. The transcript has 2 exons.
AUGAAUUAAAAACGAUUUCAUGAAAACAAUGUCCUGUCACAACAUCGAAGCGAUAGAAUUCAGGAACUGGAAUACGACAGAAACCACACAUCCGAAUCUGGAAUGGGAGAGUACGACAGCAUCAAGAAGGAUGAUCAGAAUGGAUUUGAGGAUUCCAGAGUCACCAAGUUAUUAUUUGAAACUCAUCGCUUGAUUGAACACGUCAGAUUGCAAUUGCUAUUAGUGAUAACAGUCCUGCUCAUCCUGGAUUUUGAUGACUAAUAUUUCAUAUAGGAUUGGCAGGAUAAUACAUUCCUAUGGACAGUCUUCGCUUUGAAUUGCAUCCUGUUGCUCUGUACCUACCUAACCUACCAUGCCAAAUUCAAUUACUUUAAGGCCACUUAAUUGAUCCCACUCAACCUUGCAUUUCAUUAAAGCGAUAUUUUUAACCCUUUUCUGUUAGAAUUUUUGGUGUAUUUGCCAAUACCCAAUGUAUUCUCAAAAAGUAACUUAAGUCUUAACCUAGAUAUUCAGUUUCAAUUCACACUCUAUAGAGUUGAUGGUGUAUUUUACUUCACUUUGAACGACUUACUCUUCCUGUGGACUUGUUUCAGAAGCCUGAAUUUGAUGUUCAUCCUAUUGCGAUUGAGUCCCUUGUACAACAGUUAAGUGCAUAGGUUAUCAUUGUAUUUUGGGUUCAAAGUGAAAUGGACUUUCACAUUCAAAUCUUUAGUAGACAAAGAACCAGUUCUAGUAAUUUCUACCAUUUUUACUAUAUAAGUUUGUUAUCUCACUUUGGCAUUUUGGAUAGUAGAACGUCCAUACAUGAGAGAGGAGAACUCCAACACAAUGUUGUUGUUGAAACACUCCUUCUACGAGACCAUUCUGGCAUUGAUCAGAUACUCAUAUGAAGAGUAUGAACCAUACACUGUCUAUGGAAAAAUUGUCUUAUCAUUCACGCAAUACUCUGGCUUUGCCACCACCUCCUUGUUAAUUGCUGCCAUAGCCAAACGCUUCUACAUGGCCUCUAAUCAAUUCAAUGCUUAUGUCUUACUUGACAAAUUGAGGGUGUCCCAUGAAAUGCUUGUGUUGACUCAAGCCAUUGGUGAGUAAUUUUAUUAUCUAACCAAAUAUCCCAUAAACCCAUUUACGAAUGGAAGGGCAAAGGAGUGUCUGGCUAUAUUGAAGCAAUUCUUCAAGAAAAGAAGAAAUUACCAAAAUACAGUUGCUGAAAUGACUGAUCAACUAUUCAAUAGAAGAAUGAAGGAUUUAAAAUGGAUCAUGCAAGAUUACCAAGAAAUCUGUCGACUCAUAAGGGAAUAAUAGAAAGAGAUUGUUCAAUGGUAUUCUGAUUAAUAAUAAUUGUUUUUAUUAUGA